AUGAAGUCAUGUGCACAGUUUGUCUUUUUAAUUUUUUCCCUGUACAUUAUAUUGAAACACUUUUUUCCGACUGUAUUCAAAAAAUUAAAUAACACAUUAGACAGCGACACGUUAAAUUCCAUAAAAUAUAGACAGGGCUAUGUAGACAAGUUGGAGGAAAAAGGCAAUACUGAAUUAAUAAAUGAAGAAGGAUAUGUGUUUGAAGAUGCUCUUGAAGAAGUAUAUACAAAUGAGAAAGAAAUAAAAACUGGUGGAGAUGGUAUUCCUGUGGAAGAAGCAACAAAUAGCCAUAAGGAAAAAGAAGGUGAAAAAGGAAAAGGUGAUAAUCAAGUUAAAGAAAGUGAACCAAAUGUUGCAAAUAUAAAUACAAAUUUUAAUAUAGAAAAAAAUGCAGAUGUCAACAAUGAAGUCAAAGGAUCAUAUAACAUUUCUACGGUAGAGGGAAAAGAUCUGAAUAAUAAGGAAAAGAGUGAUAAUAAUGCUAAGGAGGGUGAAAAAUAUAAUUUGAUGCCAGAAAAUAACGAUACGGUAAUAAAUCUAGGGGGAUCAUAUUUUUUGGAAAAAAGAGGAGAGCACAUUAUCUAUGACAUAAAAGAGGAGGAUGAAAAUUUGAUUGAUAACACAAAGGAUGAUAAAGAUUUAACAGAAGCAAAAGGAAAUUUUGACAAUAAAGCGGCAUAUAGUAUGAAUGUCAAGAAUAUUACGAGUCAUGUGGAAAAAGGAGCAGAAGCAAGUACUAGUAAGAAAGAAGAAGAAGGGGAAAAACAUGUGUAUGAGAAAGAACCAAAUAAUUAUCAAAUAAAAAAUGAAGGACAAGAGAAUGAAAACACAGGCACAAGUUAUAGCUUGAAAAGAGGUGCAGAUAGUUAUAAUGACCAAAAAAAAUCGAGUUCUAAUUUGCUAGAAGGUGUACAAGAAAAGAAUGAAAGGGAAACGAAUAACUAUAAAUUAAAAGAAGGUGAAGAAAACAUCCAAGACAAUUCAACAAAUGAUUUGUCAAAAUUGGGUGAAAAAGAUGAGCAGAAAACGGUUCUAAAUAACGAUAAAAUGGAAUUAGACACAAGGAAAGUGAAAAAGAAAUAG
This is a messenger RNA of Plasmodium cynomolgi strain B, 1083 nucleotides long. Its product is annotated as tryptophan-rich antigen. Bases 1 to 1083 code for a protein of 360 amino acids. NCBI's taxonomy places the organism in Eukaryota, Apicomplexa, Aconoidasida, Haemosporida, Plasmodiidae. The record is from RefSeq and is a predicted model, not a curated record. The transcript is spliced from 2 exons.